AUGUUGUCUCCUGGAAAUUUCACGGUGAAGAAGAGGCGAAUCGUUCGCUUUGAAGGCCUUACAAAAUUUAAAUGGAGUGAUCUAGGGGAACAGGAUGUGGUUGGACAAAGCUCUUUCGGAGCGGUUUUUGUGACAAAGUGUGCUAAAGAGUAAGACCUGGACAGGAAUUCAAGCAAGCCAGUUGUUGUAAAGAAAUUGUUUGGUUCGUCUUUACAAUUUAUCGAUGCAUAA
This is a messenger RNA of Porites lobata, 231 nucleotides long. The record is from the annotation of a GenBank genome assembly. Lineage: Eukaryota; Metazoa; Cnidaria; Anthozoa; Scleractinia; Poritidae.